This is a messenger RNA of Leptopilina boulardi, 4897 nucleotides long. It is a transcript of the gene Dark, whose product is annotated as apoptotic protease-activating factor 1. Gene Ontology annotation, biological process: regulation of apoptotic process. The record is from RefSeq and is a predicted model, not a curated record. Gene Ontology annotation, molecular function: protein binding; ADP binding. The coding region runs from base 683 to 4711 and encodes 1342 amino acids. NCBI's taxonomy places the organism in Eukaryota, Metazoa, Arthropoda, Insecta, Hymenoptera, Figitidae. The transcript has 12 exons.
UUGCAGCAAGAAAAAUCAUUUAGAGAGACGGAGAAGAAGAAGAAGAGAAAAAGAUAAGAAAGAAGAAACAGAGAAAAUGAAAGUCUCAUAUCUUACUCUCGAACAUGUUGAGCUUUUAAAAGAGUGGUUGCACGCGUGCUCUCGCCAGUAGUUUGCAGACCUUUGGAGUGUAAGGAUAGGAGAUUUUUAAGAGACUCACUAAAAUUUUCUGUCAAUUAUACCUAACCUUAAAUUUAACUUUGUGUUACUUUGUGUCUAGUGAUGGCCGCCUCAAUAGAUCAAGAAUAAAAAAGAAGAAACAAAUUUUUCUACCAAAGUGAACAAGUGAAAAAAAAAACUUCAAACUAUAAUUUCCUUUAUUUCUUUUUUUUUAAGUGAACUUUUAUGAAUAGUGUAUAUGAAUUCAAUGUGAAUAUAUAAAUCAGUGAAAAAUGAAUAAAAACUAAAUAAAUGAGACUUGCAAAAUUCGAUUCAAAAGUGAUGAACAUUUAAAGAAAAUUUCCAUUUUUUUUUAUUCAAUUGGAGUGCUCAAAUUUUUAUUAUUCAAUAUAUUCUUUAAUUUUUAAACUUUCAAUUUGCUUAAAAAUUAGUUUCAUUCUAAAAAUUUUAACCAAUGAAAAUUGUCCAGGAAUCUCUCAAAAAAUAAUAAAAAGGACAAAAAAAAAUAGAAAUAUUGGCAUUAAUGGAGCAAGUCCACAUUGAUACUCUCAAAAAAUUUGAAAAGGAAAUCAUUGACAAUGUUUUUGUAUAUAAUGGAAUAAUUAAACCACUUAGAAUUGAAAAUAUUCUUAAAGAAGAAGAUGUUAAUGCAAUUGUAAAUGGGACAAAUACAAGAGAAGAACAAAUUUCUAAAUUAUUGGAUAUUCUUACGCGGUGUGGACCAUUUGCCUUUUCAGCAUUCAUAAAUUCAUUGAAACAUCAUUACAGUUGGAUAAGUAAUAAAAUUGAACGCCAUUUAGAAAAUUCCAAUAUGUCAGGUUACAAUAGAAGUCACACUAACGAUCUUCCAUCAUGUCCAAGAUUCACUGUAACAAGAAAAGAAUUGACAAUGCGACUGAAGCAUCUUUUACACCUAUUAAGACCAGGUGGUCAUUUAGCUGUUUAUGGAUUAAGAGGAAUUGGAAAAACAUGUCUUAUUGCAAAAACAUUAAAGGAAGAUAAAAAUUUAGUUGCAGAAUUAUUUCAUAACGAAAUCUACUGGAUGAAUUUUGAUUACAAUAAUUUGGAGGAUAAAAAAAUUGAAGAUGAAAUAUCAAAUCAACUAAAUGCUCUAUAUCAAAAAUUUAACUGUUCUGUUCAUCCAACUCGUCAAAACUCAGAGUCACUCAAAGACUGUUUUAUACGCUUCAUUAGGAAUUAUUUAAAUAAAAGGGAACAUCAAAAUGCUCUCUUAAUUUUAGAUAAUGUUACUAAUGAAUUAAUUGUAAAUAAUUUUAAUUUUGGAUGUAAAACUUUGAUAAUAACAGAUGAUUUUAGCGUCGUUAAAAAAAUGGAACCAUUAGAGCUUGAGAUUUCGAGUGGUUUUACUGAAACUGAAUCUCUAUCGCUUUUCGCCAAAAUGUUGGAUGUUACGGGAAAUCUUCCAAAUGAAGCUAAACAAAUUCACAAACAAUGUAAAGGAUUACCAGGCCUUAUAGGAAUGAUGGUGGGACAAUUUAAAAAUUUUAAAGAGCAAAUGGUUCAAGAUCCAACAUGUUGGAAAUAUUUUUUGAAAAAACUAAACGAAGAAGAAAAUUACAUGCAAACUGUAAGAGGUACUUUUAACUUGUGCAUUGACAAACUUCAACCAGAUGAAAGGAAAUAUUUUUAUGAAUUAGCAGUAUUCAACGACGAUAUUAACAUCAUGCCAAUGACUUUAGAGAUUCUAUGGGAUAUGGAACCAUGUGCUGUAAUUGAUUUGAUGACCAUUUUCAACUAUAAAACUUUAGCGACUAAACAAUGGAAUCAGGAGUUAAAUUCUUAUAUUUAUGGAAUUCAUAACAUGUUAUUGGAUCAUUUGCGAAGUGAAUUAGGUCCAGAAGCACUGAGAGCCAAACAUGAAGCUCUAAUUGAAAAAUAUAAAAUCAAAUGCAAUGGCGAUUUUUCACAAUUACCACUUGACAAUUAUAUUCAUUCCUUUAUAGGUCAUCAUUUGGAAAAAGCAAAAUUAUUUCAUCUUUUUGAUAAAAUAUACCUUGAUUUAAAAUUUAUUGAAAAGAAAAUAAUUCACAGCGGUGUAAAUAAUUUACUUGUUGAUAUUGAAAAAUAUAAAGAAUACAUAAUUAACAAUAAUGCAGAUAAUAGAGCAAAAUUAAAUUCAUUGGAAACAUUUAUAAGAGCAAACGUAAAGAAUUUAACAAAACAUAGGGAGAAACGUUAUUUGAAUAUUAUUCAAUUAGCACUUCUUGAUGAAGGUUUAAUUUCAAAUCUUGCUCGAGAAGUUGCAAUUCAAACUAAAACCGAACAUCCUUAUUAUUCUCGAAAAUUAUUUUUCGAUAAUGAAAUAAAUGUUGAGAAUAUAUUUACCGAAUGUAUGACAUAUUCCUUGUCGGAAAACAUUACAAAUCUUUGUUUCACCAAUAAACACAAUUCACUACUUUGGUCAACUGAGAAUGGCGAUAUUGUUCAAAGAAAUUUUAAUACUGGACAAAUUUACAAUUUUUAUGAUCUGAAAGGCGAAAAUAUCAAGAAAUUAAUUGUUUCUAAUAAUAAUCAUUUUUUGGCAUUAACUCAAAAAGGUGACGUAAAACUUUUUCUCCUCGAUGAAAAUGAUUUAAAUGGAGAAAAAAAUUAUAAAUACAAUCAAUCGCAAUAUAUUGCAUUGUUUGACAAUAAAAAGAAUGAUGUUAGUUUAAAAACAUUUCGCUUGAAUAAUGAAAUUAUUGAAGAUGUAAUUUUUACAAAUGAUGAUUUAAUUGCCGCCUGUACACAACAGGGUACAGUGAUUUUGUGGCAUCAAAAUGGCAAUCAAAUAUGCCGAAUAAAUAAAAAUAAAGAUUCAUUAAAGAAAAUAAUCAGUUCUAAUUCAUUGAGAAAUGAGCUAUUUCACACUUUUACAAAUAAAGGUAUUCUUGUGACUUAUAUUUUUGAUAACAAUCGUCUAGAUGAUAUUUCAAUGUAUGAUCCUCUAAGGACAAAUUUAAAUCGAGAUGUUGAUAUAAUUUUUUGUCAACAACUAAUAACUGAGACAAAUUCUUUAAUAGUGAUUACAAAAGAAAAAGCUAUUUAUCUAAAAUGGGAGCAAUCAGAGGGUGUGUUGGAAAAUAUAAGAGUAGAAUGUGAAAUAAUGAAUAAUUCCAAGGAAACUUUUGAAAAUGCAAUUAUAACAUACGAUGAACAAUAUUUAAUUAUUGUAAAAUCAAACGGAUGUACGGAAAUUUGGAAUAUUCGCAAUGAAUUUAAACUUGUUACAUCAUGUAACUGGAAAGUCUCUAGUUUAGAUACAUUCUGGAUGAAAAAUGAAAACUAUCAUCUACUAUGCGGAAAAGAAAAUUCACUAAUUUACAAAUGGAAACUAAAUCCAAAAAUUGAAGAACUAACACCUGUGCGUGAACCAUUAUUUAAUGCAUUUAUGAAACCAAAGGGACAAAAUGACAUAGUGGCUCAUCGGACAAUUGACAAUAAAUUAAUUAUAACUGAAGGAAAUCAUACAUCAUGGAAAACAAAAUCUGAGAUUGAUUUACAACAAAAAACCAUAAGCAAAAUGAUAUUUAGUAAGGAUGGCAAGAAAUUAAUUUACGAUAUUAUUGAAAAUCAAAAACAAACUAUUUUUCUUCUUGAUAUUAAUAGUGGAAUAUCUAAAUAUAUUAUUAAAUUGAAAAAUAUUGCAAAAUUUAUAUGGCCUGUAAAUAAUUUUACAGUAUCAAAUAUUGUUAUAAUUGUAGAAGAAAAUCAAGAAUUAAAGAUUUGUAUCUACAGCAAUGAAAAAAUAACUACUCAUAUUGUGAAAAAUUUUGGUUCUAUUAUUGGGGUCCAUGAAAUUGAUACUAAUCAAAUUUUAACAGUAACAAAAGAUUGUAAUAUAACCUAUUGGAUGGUUGAUCCUAAUAGUGGAGAAUUAUUGUUUAAAGAAGAUGAAAAUAGCAAAAUUAAAGUAAUUAAGAGUACAAUGAGUAAAAAUAAAACAUAUUUAGGUAUAUUGACGAAAAAUAGAAAACAAAUACUUAUCUAUCAGAUAAAAAACACUCAAGAAAAUGAGAAUGAAACACAAGCUUUCAUUAAAUUUUAUCAUAAAAUUCCUCAAUUUAAUGCUGAAGUCACUUGUUUUGAAUUUUCGACAAAUGAAAAGUAUUUAGCAAUUGGAUUUAAAAAUGGCAACAUUUCGAUUUAUGACAUGAAAGAAAAAAUGGAAAUUUACACGGCUCCUCUAAAUUUAAGUUGUGUGAAAAAUUUAAUUUGGAAUUUGGAUUCAUCGAUUCUAAUGUUGGAAAAUUUAGAAGAAAUUGCUUUAUUAAAAACUCCGAGAAAAAUUCAACCAGUUAAAUUAAAUCGUAAAGGAAUGUGCAUUAAUACAAAAAUUGUUGAUAGUUUUAAUCAAAAAAUUAUGGCUCAAAGUAAAACAGAUCAGUCACUAUUGUUACGAAUAAUACCAAAUAAUACUGCCAAAGUAUGUGUAUCUGAGGAUUUUGAAAAAAUUUUAACAGUUGAUAAUAAUGGAUAUAUCAAUAUUUUUACACCGUUAAUGAUAUCUCAGAUUAACAAAACUCUUAAAGAGAAAUGCUCAGCAAUUUGAAUUAAUCGCAUAUUAAUUCUUUAUACAGAAAAGAAUUAAAUAUAUAUACACUGAGAAAAAGAAUAAUUGAAUAUUAUUACUUUAUAAUAAUAUUAAUUAUUAAUUAUAAUAAUCACUAGAUAUGAAUAUUUAUUUAAUUCAAUUAAUUUUUUUGUCAGUUGUAUUUUCAUCAGAGGUUAAGGAUUU